AUUAUAGUAUAUAUUCCGAUAUGAGAUGAGUUUUAGUGUCAAAUUCCUACUCUUGUCGUGUAUUUGUGUAAAACUAUUUCACUCUCACAGCGUAUAAGAGCCCACAUAUUGCAAGCAUUCAGUCAUUUGGCGUUUUGGAGUCAUUCAAGGUUUUAGACGAUCAGAGACUGCAUUCAUUGCCUUCGCAUCUCUUCUCCCAUUUGGUCUCCCAUUUGGUCUCUCAUUGCAAUCCAUUCGUUGAUCUUAUAAUCGUCGUCUACCCAAACAUGAGUUCUGAAGCGUUCGUAACUUUGGUCACGAAUGACACCUACUCUAUGGGUGCUCUCGUGUUGGCCCACUCUCUCCGUGAAACCAAUACUCGGGCCCAACUCGUGGUCCUCAUCACUCCGGGGGUUACCGAUCACAUGAAGUAUUCACAACUACUCUUCCCAUCGGUUCCAAUCAUUCACUAA
Oppiella nova is the source of this 452-nucleotide messenger RNA. The record is from the annotation of a GenBank genome assembly. Lineage: Eukaryota; Metazoa; Arthropoda; Arachnida; Sarcoptiformes; Oppiidae.